Messenger RNA from Brassica rapa (field mustard), 1758 nucleotides. RefSeq lists its product as uncharacterized. NCBI's taxonomy places the organism in Eukaryota, Viridiplantae, Streptophyta, Magnoliopsida, Brassicales, Brassicaceae. The record is from RefSeq and is a predicted model, not a curated record.
AUUGCGGUUGCCAUAUCAGCGACAUGCAUUAACUCUUGUAGUAUUCUUGUUUUUUCAGGAUGGUUCGCUCUAUCCGUAUUUGGCUAGGUGAAUGGAAGAAAAACGGAAACGAAGAAUGGGAUUUCAUAGUCGACCCUGAAGAUUAUGGAUAUGGGUUGUUGAUUAGCAAGACAGCCACCUUUGAUAUGCUCGACCAGAUCGUAAGGCGCCGUUACAGCCUAAGUCAACGGACUCCGGUGGUUGUGACGUACCGUCUGCCUAGCUGGAUGCUCGUGCCACUGGGUAACAAGACACCACCAACAACGAUCGCUAACACGUCUGAUCUCUCCUUGAUCCUUAACGUGAGAACCUGGUUGGAGGAUCUAGCAAUCCUUGUAACAGUGGGGCCUAAAGGAGUGGCUGAGUACCAUUUCCUGUGUCGAACAAGUUUCAACAUUGGUGCAACCUCGUAUGUUUUUGACAUGACUGCCACUGAAAACUCAAGGGCUGCGUAUGAAAGUCUUGUGUUUGGUGAUCGUGCAGCCCAAACUGAACGGGUGAUGAACGCGAUAUUCCCUGAGGAAGCGAUGCUUCUUUUUCAUCGAGUGUCUUUGGAGAUGGCGCACGCUGACUGUUACCGUGCAAAUCGUAACCACAACACAGCUCCGGUGAGAGAAAUCAUUGAACUUGACAACGACGAUGAUGAAGUAAUGAUGGAAGGAACUCUCGAGGAUGUUGUGCAAGGUUGGUUUUAUCAACUUUGAUUGAGUAUGUGGAAAAGAAAUUAGUACAAACACGUUUAAUGCUUAGCAUAUCUGAUGAGACUGGAAGUGUUAAACUUGGCUAACAAGAAAACGUAAAACUGUUAGCCUGAUAAAUAAGAAGUUUUAUAGCAAAACUACUAAUCGCUAAAUAUCACUGUGAUGCAGGGAUAACAGGGAGGACAUCCGUAAUGCCAGAACAAAUCACGCAAGCCCAAGCACCGUCUGUGUUUUGGGAUGUGGGAAUGGACUUGUUGAACUACCCUACACAUGGUCCCACCGAAGGAAUCACUGGUGAAGGGGUUGAGAAUACUAUGCGUUUUUGGCAAGAUGUUGCAAAUGAGGGGUUUGCUUGUCCAGAAGGUUUACAUGUCAAUGACCCACCGGGAAAUCAAAACAUGGGUGUGGGUGAGCCAAACGCAGCAACGGAUGAUAAUGGCGGUGGCUCAUCAACAGGAUCGACACAUGCCCCGCUUGUGCCGACAUAUAUAGGUGAACAAGUGCGUACAAAUGAAAUGGUAGAGGAACCGAGUGCGAUUCAACUAGGGGAGUCUGCAUGCAUCCUCCCAACGAACACAGGUACGGGAUGCUUUACGUUGAAAAAACAGUUUUUAUGAUAUGGCGGACAAAUUGUAAACAAUUUUUAAUACAUUAAUGUGAAAACAGAGAAGAGGGCUGGUAAAGCAUUGGAAAAGACGCCAACAGAAUUCGCUGAAGGGAGCAAGGCUACCAUACAUGGUGGACGUGAAAAGAAGGGUGGUCAGAGGGCAGAGCAAACUUCAUCGGAAGGGAGUAGCACCGAGGGUGGGUGUCUUUAAAAUGUUUUGUUGGGGAAAGGAAAAGGGGUUUGCAAGUUGGAUUACCUUGUUGUCGCGUGUAUUGUCUGUGGUUGAUGGUGGUGUUUAUGUUUUGGGUGGAUAAUGUUUAAUUUGGUUUGUAUGUUGUUUCUUUUAGACUGCUAAGUCAUAAGUAGACGUUGUUGUAUUUAUGUUAUCGCGCUAAAUGAAAAACCCUCUAG